Molecule: messenger RNA, 849 nt
Organism: Tribolium madens (black flour beetle)
Lineage: Eukaryota; Metazoa; Arthropoda; Insecta; Coleoptera; Tenebrionidae
Product: ras-like GTP-binding protein rhoA
Exons: 1
Coding region: 25-603 (192 amino acids)
Biological process (GO): small GTPase-mediated signal transduction
Molecular function (GO): GTP binding; GTPase activity
Source: RefSeq, a predicted model, not a curated record
GUGAAACUCGUCACUUCCCUCACAAUGUCCUCGGUCCAAAAGAAGCUCAUCAUCGUGGGCGACGGCGCCUGCGGCAAGACCUGCCUCCUCAUCGCCUUCGCCAAAGACAUCUUCAACGCCGAAUACCGCCCCACAGUGUUCGAGAACUACGUCGCUGAUGUGGAGCUGGACACCAUCACCGUGGAGCUCUCCCUCUGGGACACCUCGGGCCAGGAGGACUACGACCGUCUCCGCCCCAUCCAAUACCCCGAGACCGACGUGGUGCUGAUCUGCUUCUCGGUGAUGUGGAGGGACUCCCUCUUGAAUGUCUCAGCGAAGUGGUGUCCAGAAGUGAGACACUUUUGUCCCAACGUUCCUGUGUUGCUCAUAGGGACGAAGAGUGACCUCAGAGAGGACAAGGAAGAGUUGGAGAAGUUGAAAAUGAUGAAAAAGUCCCCGGUGACGAGGGAGGAGGCCGAGGCCAUGGCGGGGACAAUUGGGGCUAUUUGCUACAUCGAAUGUUCGGCCAAGACGAAAUAUAACGUCCAGGAGGUGUUCAAGGGGGCGGCGAGGGCCACCAUUAGGAAGAGGAAGCGCCGGAAGCAACACUGUGUUCUAAUUUAAACCGUUUAAUUUGUAUUUAGCGCCAUUUUGAUGUUUUGACAUUUAGCCAAUACCAACAUUACUACAAUUCCCUACUUUAAAAGUAAAUUUCUUUACUUUUAAACCCAUUUAGGUGAUUUUUAUAAUUUCAUGCCAUUACUACGUUAAACGUUGUCAUUAUUAUCAAAAAUAAUUUAUAUUUUUACGAAUAAAUUAUAAAUAAUCUGUAUUAGGCGACACUAAAGGUACCAACAUAAAGUAUUUAUG